Messenger RNA from Asparagus officinalis (garden asparagus), 1373 nucleotides. RefSeq names its product protein trichome birefringence-like 9. The record is from RefSeq and is a predicted model, not a curated record. Lineage: Eukaryota; Viridiplantae; Streptophyta; Magnoliopsida; Asparagales; Asparagaceae. The transcript has 4 exons. Gene Ontology annotation, cellular component: Golgi apparatus. Gene Ontology annotation, molecular function: O-acetyltransferase activity. Bases 43 to 1263 code for a protein of 406 amino acids.
UCUCUCUCUCUCUCUCUCUCUCUCUAAAAUCCUUCAUUAAUAAUGGGUGGAAAAAACCCACCACCACCACCAUCAUCAUCAAUCUCAAAUCAUGGGUUCUCUACUCUCCUCCUCCUGUCUCUCGUUCUUCUCUCUCUCCUCCUUAUAACCAUUACGACUCCAUCGAGAGCCCCGUUGGAGUCGCCGGGGACAUUGUCGAAUGAGGGCUGCGAUUACUCGAGAGGGAAAUGGGUCUGGGACGAGGAGAGCGUUAUCGGAUCCUAUUCGGAGGAGUGCCCGUUUCUGGACCCGGGUUUUCAGUGCGUUAGGAACGGGAGGAAUGAUACCGGGUACAGGUAUUGGAGGUGGCAGCCUCACGGCUGUGAUUUGCCUAGAUUCAACGCUACGAAGAUGCUAGAAAAGAGCAGGAACAAGAGGAUAGCCUUCGUGGGCGACUCAAUAGGAAGAAACCAGUGGGAGUCCCUACUGUGCAUGCUCUCAUCAGCGCCGACCAAGAACGAGUCCUCCAUCUACGAAACCAGCGGGAGCCCGAUCACGAAGCACAAGGGGUUCCUCUCCAUCAAGUUCGGUGACUUCAAUCUGACCGUCGAAUACUACAGGUGUCCGUUCCUCGUCGUGGUCGGUCGCCCCCCUUCGGGUUCGCCCCGAGAAGUUCGGAGGGCUAUCCGCGUGGACACGCCUCAGUGGAUGUCCCAAAAAUGGAAGGGAGCUGACGUGGUUAUUUUCAACACUGGGCAUUGGUGGACGGAUGACAAGACGAUCAAACAGGGGAAAUACUUUCAGGUCGGUGAAGCUUUGAACAGGACUCUGGACGUUAGAGAAGCAUUUCAAGAGAUGAUUAAGACGAUGAGAGACUGGGCUUUGAGUAACAUGCAGCUGGAAAGCAGUUUUCUCUUCUUCAGGAGCUAUUCUCCAUCGCAUUUUAGGAACGGAGACUGGGACAGCGGAGGAACGUGCGACGCCUGGGUUGCACCAGAAGCCGACGAUGCCGAACUCUCGCCUGAUCCAUGGUACAACGGGGUCAUGUACGAAACUAUAAAAACAAUGAGGGGUCACGGAAGAAAUGUGCAUUUUCUCAAUGUUACGCAUCUCACAAAUUUUAGAAGAGAUGCGCAUUGUUCGAGCCAUAGGGAGCCAGGGACCCCUGUCGAUGCUCCUCAUGAUUGUAGCCAUUGGUGUUUGCCCGGAGUCCCAGACACUUGGAAUACUCUUUUGUAUGCGUCUUUGUUGGCUAAUGGUUACGGUGAUAGGACACAUAUCUGAUUGGUGUAAUUAAUAGAUUGCAACUAACCCUUAGACUAUCUCCAGCAGGAGUCGAAAUUUUAACAUUCUCUCUCCUGCCACAUCAUUUUAUUCCCCCUCCACAUAAUUCA